CUAGAAGUAAUAACAUCUAAGUUGUAUUAAUAGUGGAUGAUCCUGAACUGACUAAGCAUGAAGCAACAGGUUAAAUCCACUGCUCGGAUGCAUAUUAUAAAAUGUAAUGAGAUCUACAUUGCUCCAUCUGGUGUCCAAAAAGAAAGAAUUCAGCCUGAAGAUAUGUUUGUCUGUGACAUAGAAGAACGGGACAUCAGUGGGCCUCCACCACACAAGAAAUUAAAGAAGAGUCAGUGUACUCCGCUCUUCAUGAAUGCUUAUACCAUGAGAGGAGCAGGGGCAGUGAUCCAUACUCACUCCAAAGCUGCUGUCAUGGCCACUCUUCUCUGUACAGGAAGUGAGUUCAGGAUUACUCAUCAGGAGAUGAUUAAAGGAAUCAAGAAAUGCACCACUGGAGGAUAUUUCAGAUAUGAUGACACCUUAGUCGUUCCCGUUGUUGAGAACACACCUGAAGAAAAGGACUUGAAGCAGAGAAUGGCACAAGCCAUGAAUGAUUAUCCAGAUUCCUGUGCUGUAUUGGUCAGGCGUCAUGGAGUUUAUGUUUGGGGAGAAACUUGGGAAAAAGCCAAGACAAUGUGUGAGUGUUAUGACUACCUAUUUGAUAUCGCGGUACAAAUGAAGCAACAUGGCCUUGAUCCUGCUACGGUUCCUAAAGAAGAAAAUGGGAUUAUUUAGUACUUUGACACUUUGUUCCAAGACACCCCUAAUGUGUCAAUGCAAUUUAUCAAGGGGCUUUUUAGGCUUCAGUAUCUAAAUAACUCUCAGUAUUUUAUAAGACAUAUUCUUCACUGUUUCAGAGGCACUUUGUUUCUAAUUAUGUGUCAUUUUACCCUGUUUAUUAAGCCUUGACAAGCCUUCAAGCCUGAACUCCCACCUCCAUAUUGAGGUUCAUGGGUUCUGCCAUAUUCCACAGAACAACUGACAGUAAUUUUGCCUUGAGGUCUUCCUUGUGAUUCAUAUUCUAGAAUGUUUUAGGCAGCAUAGCUUUAUCAAAAUGUGAAGGUCUUGUUCUGUUGUCAUUUAAAAAAAAUAAAACCUGUAUUGCUUUAUGAACAGGUAAUCUGGUACUUGCUAAGAAAGUGUUCUAAUUAGGGUUGCCAAACCCCCCCCGGUUUGCCAGGGGUCCCCCGUUUUGGG
Molecule: messenger RNA, 1137 nt
Organism: Gekko japonicus
Lineage: Eukaryota; Metazoa; Chordata; Lepidosauria; Squamata; Gekkonidae
Gene: APIP
Product: APAF1 interacting protein
Exons: 6
Coding region: 58-675 (205 amino acids)
Cellular component (GO): cytoplasm
Molecular function (GO): methylthioribulose 1-phosphate dehydratase activity; metal ion binding
Source: RefSeq, a predicted model, not a curated record